Molecule: messenger RNA, 921 nt
Organism: Ahaetulla prasina
Lineage: Eukaryota; Metazoa; Chordata; Lepidosauria; Squamata; Colubridae
Product: olfactory receptor 14A2-like
Exons: 1
Coding region: 1-921 (306 amino acids)
Biological process (GO): G protein-coupled receptor signaling pathway
Cellular component (GO): membrane
Molecular function (GO): olfactory receptor activity; G protein-coupled receptor activity
Source: RefSeq, a predicted model, not a curated record
AUGGAGAAUCAAACAAUUGUCUCUUACUUUUUGCUCCUGGAAUUCUCCAAAGAUCGGCAUCUGCAGCUUUUACAUUUCUACCUAUUCUUCAUAUUAUAUCUGGCAAUUACAGUAGCAAAUCUUCUCAUCAUCUCUGCAGUAGCUUUUGACCAUCGACUACACAGCCCCAUGUACUUGUUUCUGGUGAAUUUGGCAGUACAGGAUGUGGGUAUUGUUUCAGCCAUUGUCCCCAAAUCCAUGAUAAAUUCUCUCAUGAACACCAGAUACAUCUCUUACUUUGAUUGCUUUGCACAAGUAUUGAUCUUUAACUGCUUUGAAGCUUCUGAUUACUUCCUCCUGACAGUCAUGGCAUAUGAUCGGUAUGUUGCCAUUUGCAAACCGUUGCACUAUGAGUUGGUGAUGAAUUGGAAAGCCAGCAUCAAAAUAAUGAUUCUGGUGUGGGUAAUAAGUUUUCUCUACGGUAUGUGGCACACCAUCGGUACCUUUUACAUCCCUUUUUGUUCCAAUGUUGUCAACCAGUUUUUCUGUGAAAUUCCAUAUUUGCUAAAACUGUCCUGCUUUGGGUUCAAUUUAGUUGAAGUUGGAUUCAUUGUGGCCAGUAUAAUCACUUUAGGAUUAGGUUGCUUUAUUUUUAUCAUUGUCUCCUACACUAUGAUAUUCAAGGCAGUUUUGAAAAUCCCUUCUGUGAAAGGAAGGCAGAAGACCUUUUCCACAUGUCUUCCCCACCUUACAGUCAUUUCAAUGUUUUGGGUAACAGUGAGCUUGGCGUAUCUGAAACCUCCCUCUAACACCCAAUCUUACUUAGAUUUCACACAAACUGGCCUUUACUGUUUACUUCCACCUCUGUUUAACCCAAUUAUCUACAGCAUCAGAAAUAAAAAUAUCAAAUCUGCGGUGUCUAAAUUAUGGACUUUCUUCUGA